UGGAAUGGGUAAAUUCUUUAUAGUGUCUGAGUAGCGAGAGACGGUUUUCUUUCUUUAUUUUUGCUUUUGCAUAUUAAAAACCUAUUUUUCAGUGGUCAAAACAUUUAUUAUCAUAGUAUCAAGUUCCCUGACAAAAAUAAAUGAACUAAUAGCGUAUUUCGCGUAAGCGGACAUAUUUCAGUAAAUUGGUCAAAUGAAUGUAAAUAAUAAAACAAUAAGAGACGAUUGUUAAGUGAUUUUUCCGCCCACUAGAUAUUCGGGAAGCAUUAUGCAUGUAGUGAGACGCGGCGGGUGAUAGAAGAGACUAUCGUGAAAUGUCGGGUGAUGGAGAUCGUGCAGUGCGGCCCAACUCUCUGCUGCUGGAGACCCCGCCGCCAGAGCGGGAGCCACUACACUUCGAUGUGCAGCUCGUUGGCGCGCCGCCGGAAGUGGAACAAUUGGUAAACAACAUCAAGCAGGUGGCUGAAGACUUUUUGUACCACUGGAAGACUUUCCCUAUUGUACUACCACCAUCUCGUUUUACUGGCGCCGGUAACCGUCCCUCAGAUAUUAUCGUAGCCCCGCCGUGUGAUGAGAUAGAUGCGGCUGCGCUAGACGCGGGCGUCGAGCCUCAGCCUCUUUCCCCAAAGCAACUGCACUCCAUAAGAGAGAAAGGUGAGUUCGAGGUGCCGUCGCGGCAUUUUCCGGGCCAGACGCACGUAUGGCGCGUGAGCGGGUGGCUGCAGCGCGGGCGUGCGCGUGCGCGUGAGGAGCUCUACCGGCACGUGGCGCGGGCCGUCGCGUUACUUGUUGUGGUGGCCCGCGACCGACUGCUCAGAGAUCAGCCGCUAUCGGUUCGGGCAGGGAUUAAUUCUCUCAUUUAUGGGUUGCACAGAUUACUAGACCUAAUAUUUGGUAUGCCGUCGAUGGUGGCUCGAGAUCUAGAGAAGAAAAUACGAGAGGAGAGAUCACGAUAUUUAGUCGCUGAAUUGAUUUGUAAGGCGGAGCAGGCGGGGUGGGCGCGCGCGCUGGCGGCGUGGGUGAUGCGCAGCGUGCGGCGCCGGCCCGCCGACAAGCGCGACCAUCCGCCGCUGCCGUGUCUCUACACCACGCCGCAGGGCACGCAUGUGGAUUUACGCCUCUAUCGGCGAGAGUUGUUGCGUCGCGCUGCGCCAAUCCUUCAAACGUUACUGGAGCGGGAGUCGCGCGGGUGGUUCUUGCACUUUAGAGAACGACAAGCGGCCAACUUGGCUAAAGAGAAGAUGCCCGUUAAGGAUAUUGAAGAGGAGGUGCGCGAGGCGGCGAUGCGCGAGUACGUGUCGCGCGUGUGCAGCGCCGUGCAGGCCAGCGCGCAGCUGCAGGAGCUCGGCGCCGACGUGCCCGACCUGCUCGUCGCACAGCUGCGGGCCUUCGUCAUUGUUAACAGGGCUGAAGAAGGCGUUCGGCGUAAGUUAGAAGCAGGCUUGGCUACCGCCGAGGCUCGAAUACGCGCCUCCCACCCGAUUCUCUCGAGAGCGGAUGCGUGGCGUAAAGAAAAAUUAACAGCCGCGGCACACCGACUCAACAGCGAACUGCGAUGGACUGCUAUGGAGGAUGCCGCCGCCGCAAUGCAGGCGCACAAGCUGCACCAGCACAGAUACUUUCUUUUGCGGGAUUUGGCUUUUCUUAGGGACCGAGAACCACUGCUUACUAAGGAGUUGCGCGCGGCGAAAAGUCCAACGCGUGAGUUCGAAUGGGCGCGUCGCAUCUGGGUGCCGCGGCGCUGGGUGGUGCUGCGGCAGUGGCGCGGGCGCGCCGAGCGCGUGCCCACCGUGCUGGGCGCGGGCGCCGGCUGCGGCCCGCCCGCGCCCGCGCCCGGCACCAUCACGCCGCGCACCGACGCCGCGCAGCCCGUCUACCUCGUGCGCCGCCACGUCGUGCACGUCACCUCCACGCGCUGGCCCGCCUGGCGACUGCUCAACUUGGCGCACAGAAUUUGGUGUUGGAGUUGGAAUAUGAUGUUUGUGCUUGGAGUGUUGGUGCCGUGGUGCUCGCCGGUGUCGCUGCGAACUUUGCUUUGCGUCAAGCCCUUCAUUCCAGACUUAGAACUCUCGCAGGUCAACGGUGCACUUUAUCCAAAACGUAGUAAAGAAACGCAAACGAUGUGGUCGCGGUUGCUGGCGCUAUGGCGACAUGUAUCAAAGGAACGGACGCGUUUCGAGACCGAACCUGAUACCGGUCUACUAGGUAAAGGUUUAAGUCGUCAAGCAAACCGUAUAUGGAACUACGGCAUCGUCGGCGGGCUGGGGUCGGCGGCGCUGCUGCUGCUGUUCCCGCUGGUGAGCGGCGCCGUGAGCUGCGCGGCGCUGGCGGCCGCCGUCACCGUGCCGCUCUGGACGCCGCCGCUCGCGUUAGCGUUACACGCUGCCGCCGCUCUACUGUACGAUAUAGACUGUCCGGAUCCCGACGUGCAUAACAGAUGGUUUCCGCUGGUGGACGCAGUAGUAUGGCGCAUAGGAGUCUUGGGUGUUUUGCAAGUCGUAAUAGCGCUUCUAGUUGCGCUCGUGCUCUGUCCAAUAUUCUCCUUACUGUUGCUGGCAGGUGGCGCGGCGGCGUGGGCGGCGCGCGGCGCGUGGGAGGCGGCGGCGUGGCGCGCGCUCAUAGUGCGGGCGGCGCGCGUCCCGGCGCACGACUCUGCCUUCUGCCGGCGCGUGCGCGGGCCCGGCCUUCACGCGCCCACUUACUACCAGAUAUCGUGCGCGCAGGCAGUAGCAGCGGUGGUGGCUCGCGCUGAGCUAGAGGUUCUGUCUGCGUGGGCGGCCGACACUGAACGAGCCAUUGAGCGACCACUGCGCGACUACGAACACUUCGUGCAUGCUUGCUUCGGCCCUUUCUCCGUGCAGAUAGCAAAGACCGGUUCGUACAGGCAGGUGGAACGUGAGUGCACAGAGUUGGUGCAGUCAGUGCGAGAGAAGCUGCGCGCACGCCGGAGAGAGCUCUCACUGUCGCUGCCGGACACCGCGCGUGCACGCGUGCGCCUUGCAGCGCCAGACCUUACGCGUACGAUCGAGGCGGCGGCGGCGGAGUUGAGUGGCGUGUGGCGCCACGCGUCGCGUGCCGACGACUGGUGGACGCAGCGCGGCCUCGAGCGCGGACACUGGCGCGCGCUCGCCGCUAACACGCUCGUCGAGGUGUUCGACGCGGAGGUGGUGGUGCCCCUGCAGGACGGCGAGGCGCGGCUGGCACUGGAGGGCGGCGAGGCGGUGCGGUCGUGGGCCACGCGGUGCGGCGCCGCGCCCCCCGACGUGCUGCCCGCGCUCUGCGCCCCGCCGCCGCCUGACCACGACGACGCCGCGCGCUACCUGUGGUGCGAGUGGGGCAGCACGCCGGCGCUGCGCGUGGCGGCGCCCGCGCUGGACGCGGCGGCGUUCAGCCCGCGCGCGCCGCUGCACCCGCCCGUGCCGCACCCCGCCACCGUCGCGCUCGUCCUGCACAACCGGGACUCUGACAAUCCUGUGCCUUUAGAGUCUGAUCUGUACGCAGAAAUCUUGAAAAGCUUAGAAGACGCGCCUGACUGUACUGAACAACAAGAGGACGCAGAGCGGUAUCGCGGUGGGGGCGGCACCGAGGGCUCCAGCUCCGAUGGCAGUGUAGAGGAUGAAGAUGAUGCCAGGAGAGACCGAAGAGACUUCGAAGAGGAGGGUUUAUGCCGCGUGUCUCCGCGGCGGGAGCGCGCGGCGUGUCGCUGGACGCUGACGGGGCGCGGCGUGCGCCUGCGCGCAGACCUCGCCAGUCCCGAGGACGUCACCCUCGACGCAGACGGCGUGCACUCCGGCACCUCCGUCUGAAACACACAACGACACGAUGCUAUACUACGCUACUGCCUACCAUCCACGGGUGCCACCGACAGGUACCACACAUUUAUUGACGCAGUUAGCCACAUGAAAUGGCGAAACCAGGAUUCGGCAGUCAAAUCGAAAAUGUCGAUCUAAAAAUUAUGGGCAAUAUUGCUAUACCCCAUUAAUGAUGAGCCACCAAGAUGUAUCUGAAAGAAAAAGAAAUUUUAUCAAGUAACAUUGUUGCAGAAUGAAAUUGAACGAAUCUGAAUGCGCUUUUUGAAGAUAGUUAUUACUGAACCAACUGUCUUGGUCUAUGCUCAGGCUUUCAAUAUGCAGGAGGUAUGCUUUAACUCUUAUGCAGUACCUAUUCAACGUACGUUGUCUAUGCACAAUUCAUUAGAACUAAUAUUGACUUAGAAUAAUUUGUGUUUUGAGAUGCAAUGUGUGUCCAUGCAGGAGCUUGAAUAUAAAGCAAAAUGAUUCUAAAUUUCAUGUAUAGAAAUCGGCAUAGGUUACACUGUGAUAAUACUCCCUGCUUUGGUGACAUAUAUAGAUAUUCUUUUGUUAGUAUAAUUUACAAUAAUCUCUCACAAGUUUGGCUAAGCACAUACAAAUACGAUAGUCAACAUAACACUGCAUAAAGCUUUACAAAUUGUCAAAUUACAGAAUACGAAUAAGAUGAAUAAUUGAAAACAACUUUAACACCCUUUAUGAAGUCUAAUUAACACGUAUUUAAACAUUUCAGUUCCUUUAAUAACACAAUGUGUAAAAGGAACCGCAGAGGAAUCUCAAAGGGCGCGCGCGCUCUCGUUUGUGUUUGGGUGUGUGUGUGUGUGUGUUUAUGCGCACGUGUGCGCGUGUUUAUGUGUGUGUAUAAACUUGUCGUUAAAAUAACCUUACCUCGGUAUAAGUGCAAUUCAAUUGGAACAACGAUAACUGAAUUUAGUAUAGUGAAGGACUCUGCAUUAACAAGUAUAGAUUUUUUGUGUGCGUUUAUAUGUUUUGCGUUGUAUGAAUUGGAAAGUAGAUAAUUUAAGUAAAUAGCUUGCAUAAUAACCGUAUUGUCGCGUUUAUUAUAGUGAAAUAUGCGUAACAUGGUGAAACAGGAGAAUUAUUGUUCCGUUAGUCAAAAAUCCCAUUUAUGGACAAAACUUAAAAUUGAUGGCUGUCUUCUCAUUACCCUACAAUUUGAUUAUAAUGUGGGAGCAUUUAGAGUACAAAACAAAUAACUCUGCACGGGACUCGCGUUAAAUUAAUUUCAUAUAAUGUUUAAUGUUUUUAAGAAAGUGGGAAUAUGGCGAAAUUGGAUUGAACUGUAGUAAUGACUAAGGGGCACUGGAUAUUGCACUGUUGUCAAUGCUGUUAAUUGCAUUAUUGGGUUGUUGUCUUAUAAAAGAGUAUUUUUAUGUGGUGGUAUACAAUGUGUCUGACAACAAUACAAAUAUUUUAUGACUCAAAAUGUGGUAUGGAAUUUGCUUUAAAUAAAAAUCAAAUAUAAACCGUAUCAUGAUAUAUAUGUUGCGUAUUAGCUUAUAACCUAUAAUUCGGUAUACCGAAUUCGGUACCUAAUUAUACGUUAUUAUGUAUAGAUAGGAACAAGUACAUGAAUAAAGUAGCUUGCAAAAGCUAAUUGAAAAGUGUGAGUACGCACAUAAUAUUCACGGAAUGAAGCAUUUGCCAAUUUAACAUUAUAACCUUGAAUUUUACUUGUAGAAUUUUAACUUUUAUAGAGAUAGAUUGAAAUUAUUAGAAUAUUUUUUCAUAAUAUGUUGAUUGGUUUAUUGCUAUACCAACAUGUCGUGACUGUGGCAUUUAUUCGAGUUAUUUCUUAGAUAUCUUCAUGCUUUAUCAAAAUCAAUAAGUGACCCUCCACCAACAUUUUUUAUUAUGUGUUAUAUUAGACUAUAUUCUUAAAAGGCAACUAGUUACCUCUAGUCUGAGUUUACAAAUUUUUAUUUUAUAUUUCACUUUGAGUGAACUUUUGGAUUUUAACCUCUGAUUUGAAAUUAUUGGAAGCAAAAAAUCGUUGAGAUUAUAAAACUAUGAAUGAAAGAGCUGACUAAAGUGUUCGUGCCCAGUUGAAGCAAUCGGCACUACGCUGGAAAUAGGAAUGAUGUAUGUAUAUACGUAAUAUAUAUUUUUAAUAAAACAAUAUUUAGGGAUUUUCAUUUUGAAACGAUAAUAUAAAAAAGUUAUUCCAUCAUGACCUAAAAGUAUAAUAGCACUCGUCUAUAGACACCAAACUACCCCGUCAGAGAGUAGGGUAUAAAAAAUUGGUGAAUACAGGCAAAUUUGUAGUCACGGCCAGCGCGCGAAUAAUGUGGGUCAAUGUUCAGUACAGUAUCAGUAGAUUGAUGAAUACAAUUUACGAAACCCAACUAACAAAAGUAACACUUGCCAACGGACUCCAUAGUACCCGAAUGCUAUAGUGUUGACGCUUGUCAGUCACGAAAAAAUCAACAUACUCGCACUAUGAAACACAUUUAGAAAGUAAUAAUGCUAGACUUGUUAAAAAUGCUUACUCCAUAGUCCAUAGCAUAGAUGUCUAUUUAUCUACUGAAUUUUGAUGCGAAAUGGCGUUGCUCCGGUACUGCGUACGCGAAUAUACGGCGGACAUAAAGUACGGUUAUCGGUAUAAAAGAUGUUAUAAGUGCAGAGAUGGGAGUUAUAGAUUGUUUGUUGUAAUAAUAUUUUACCACGUGCGCAUAGCAUUGGCCAAUUUAUUAAAUAAGAUAAAAAGCUAAAAUAUACGCUUUAAGCGUCGGCACAAAAAAAUAUUUUGUCCGAAAUGUAUAACGCACUUGGUGAUAAGUCUAAUCUACAAAGGCCAAAGUCGCCCAAUCUACGUUUAAUUCAAAAAUGAGCGAGAAUUAUGUUUCUUGCAAGAAAUUUAUUUCCAAAAAUUACACUUCCUAUAAAAUAAAAUAUAUACAUGCAAAAUUAUACAUUACUAUUAAUACCAUGCUUAACUUUGCAUGUAUACUAAAUUUAUACAUGCAAAAUUAAUGCACAAGACUUAGGCCGUUCUUAUUCUUGUUUCAUUAUUAAUAUUUGGUUCAUCAUAAAUAAUAUUUGGUUAACUUACUUGUCAAAAAGUUUAGCUAAAAUAUCCAAUGUUAGGCCUAACUUUCAAAAAUCAAUUUAACUAUACACAACGAAUCUCAUUAAUUCUCGAUGCUUAAACCUUCGCUUAUUAACCGCACACAAGUUCCAAAGAAUACAACAGUCACUUAUUACAAAGAUAAUAUUAAAUACUCAUUUAUAUUAAGAGAUUAGAAAUAAAAAAUAUAUUUAUUGUAAAAUAAAACUAAUAGUGCCUAGAAUAGACGUUGUGGCGAGCUAUAGUAAUGUACAUAAUAUAUAGUAGCAUGGCCAGUCGCAGUAGAUUAAAUAUUAUAUUUAUGAAAUGUGUUAUAUUCAAAGGCAGAAAUGAACACUGAAGUAAAUUUAAAAAUAAGUACCAUAAAAAUACAUGCCAAAGUAAAACAACUGUCGAAUUUAGGUUCACAUCCAUAUCCUCAUUCUGUAGCUUUGUUGUCAAACCGAAAAUGAGUUUUGAUUUACCGCUUUCGAUCGAAUUAUUAUUUAACUUAAACGUUUUAGGUUACCGAUUGCGGAUCGACAUAUUUAAACCAUUUAUUUUUCUACACACACAUAAAUACAACAAAAAAAAAGUAUAAAAGAAUUGUAUGGUAUAGUAUUGACAAUACCAGGCACACAACUUAUUGCUUGCAUGAUGUGUGGUAGUAGGGAUACCAGCUCAGUAUACGCUGUAAAACAGCACUGAUUUUCAGCUGAACCCCACUAUUAAUAUAGCACAACAAAUCUUUUUGAGUGUACGGUCAGCUACAGCAUACAUGCAUGCAUGCAUAUGAGUAAAGAUCAUUAAUAUUUCUCCACCUGAAAUACUUUUGUGUAUUAGGUUUUCAGUAUUAUAACUCAAGCGUUGAAGAAAUGGUAUAUUCGAUAUUAAAUUAUAAUCUACGUCAGUGGCCAUUUCUGUUUUCGAGCCUAACAUAAAUAAACACCGUGCUUACAAAGUGAUGCAUCGCAAUUCGAAUAUUGUUAUGUAUGUUGUUUCUCAAGAGAAUAGCAACCGCAGAACAGGGUACCGUUUUCAUAACAUUGUAAUAUAGCCAGUGGAAUUACUAUCUGAUGUUGAGACAGUAUUACGAAGAUAGUGCAACACUACGCGGAGCUUUGUAAUUCAAAAUUUUGUAUGGUGUGUGUAGCUGUUGUUUACGGCCAGACAUGACCGUUUACCAUCGCGCAAGCGAAGUGCUUUUUAGUCAAACGCUGCCUGUCAACUGCAGACAGUCUGGCAUGAGAAUCUACACAGGUAUUAGGUACAUAGUAAUUGCUAUAAUAAUACAUCAUUUUGUACGCACGGAUCGGUUAUUGCUUGACAAAUUAAUGUUUGAUUAUUUGUAUUAUAUUUAUACCACCAAUUAAGAAUGUAAACCGUUGUACCUACAUGUAAGUCUACGUCCAUCGCGCCAAUUAAUUUUUAACCAAAUAUGUGUAUGAAAUUCAUAAUCUCAUGAGGCCAUGACGGUAAGAGCAACCAUUUUAGACGUUUCACCGUAUGCAAUUUUUAUGCAAACUAGGCCAAGCAACCAAAUAUCCAAUAAUAUUGUUUGUAAUAUUAAAAUGUUUAAUGUUUCGCUUAUCCUUUAUCUUUUGAUUUGUGAGGAAAUGUUACCCCCAAAUCAAAUCAAUUAAUAAAUUAUUCGAUUAAGUUGAACCAAUUCAUUAUUAUUUUAUUACUUAACAUGUUUUUUAUAGUUUACAAGAUUUAUGCAACUUUUUAGGUAAAAAUCUAUCAUUUUCUCAACGUAGUUAUCUUGCAAUACAGUCUUUCGUGUUACAGUUGCAAAUCAAUAUAUGUGUUUUUAGGUACAUAUUAUGACAUUCUGGUUGCCAACAUCUGCAACAAGUUUACAGGCUUCUUUUAAUACCGAUAUUUGUAAUCAUAAUAGCUAUUAUUAUUGGAUACUUACAUCGUAGCCUUGCCUAGUCUUGCAACUUGUUAACUUAAACAUGCUUCUAAGUUAUAAUUGAAAUAUUAUAUAAUUGGUACCAAGUGAAAGAGUGCGCGUUGCAUGGCACAAUACACCGAAUUGCUUAUAGUUUAACGCCUAUUAAAGUGAUCUGUACCCAUGACAUUAUGUUAAGUAAUAUUACGGUUAAGUGACAAUAUUAAAAAAUUGAAGUUAUUAAAAUUAAAUCAUAGUAUUUUUGAGAUACUAGCAAUUAAUCAUGUAUUUGUUAUAUAUCAAUACAUAUUUAAUUGCAAUCUUUUUACCAUUACAUAAAACCAAGAAUGGUUUACAAUAAAUUCAUUCAAAGCUUAUUUUUAUUUAUUACGUUGAGCCCCAGUGACAGUUUUGUUAAUUUAACAUUAUAACUUGCGCGUAACUAUAAUUAUUUGUGCUAGUUGUAAGUAGCAAUCAGUUUCGAUAAUUUUUGAUUAUUCUUAUCGAAUCAAAAAUUUACAACUUCAGUAGUAAAGAUGACUUUUAUUUUAUGACUUAUUAAAUUAACUCAUUUUGCACCGAAUAUAAAGUGUAUAAACAAUUUUCUUUAUUUUAUAAUUUUAAUGUUCGCACAGCUUUAUGGACGUUAAAAAAUGUAAUAAAAUAUUUAAAGCAAAUUAAGUUAUACAAGUGCCAGGUCAAUAUAAAGUGUUUGCAAUUUUUUUAUAUACUUAUUUAAGCAAUUAACACGCACCGACCUAUCAUACCACCUACGCUAAGAAUAUCUAUUGUUUUAAGGCCUAAGUAAUCUAAUAUUUAAGUAGAUACCUAUUUUCAUCACACAGUGAAACACUUGCUCAUUUAAUUUAUACCUAGUCGAAUCGGCAUAUUCUAUUAAGUGUAGAACUAAUUUCUUAUUUGAAAAAACGUUUGAAUGCUUAAAUGUAACGAAACAACUGUAUCUAUUCCCGUCAUGUCUGAAUGAAUAAAUUUUUCAUUUAAAAUA
Messenger RNA from Manduca sexta (tobacco hornworm), 9779 nucleotides. RefSeq lists its product as uncharacterized. Bases 315 to 3806 code for a protein of 1163 amino acids. NCBI's taxonomy places the organism in Eukaryota, Metazoa, Arthropoda, Insecta, Lepidoptera, Sphingidae. The transcript is spliced from 22 exons. The record is from RefSeq and is a predicted model, not a curated record.